AAACCGAUACAAUCCACCAAUCGCAGUCUUCCAAAUGCAUAAUACGGCGUCGCUUCCAGCAAGUGGAGUAGUUGACGGACGCUAUUCAAAGAUCAAAACCCUGAAACCCCAGCGAACAGCUAGUGAAAACUCAUUAUUUGUGAAUGGCUGUUUCUUUGAAAGCUGGCGGCUUUCUUGGUUUGAAGAAAUCUGAGAGACAUAGACUCGCUCGUUUUCCCUCUCGGAAAUCCUCAGUCUCCGUCAAGCGAAUCACGACAAUGGCUGCUCUCACCGUUGCACCUGUUGCUGGUCUCGCUGAGACUUUCUCCAAUUUGAGAAAGCAAGGCAAAGUGGCCUUGAUUCCUUACAUCACCGCCGGUGAUCCUGAUCUUUCAGUUACUGCGGAAGCUCUUAAGAUUCUGGCCUCAUCAGGAGCAGAUAUUAUCGAGCUAGGUGUUCCAUAUUCUGAUCCUUUGGCGGAUGGUCCUGUUAUUCAGGCUGCUGCCACCCGUUCCUUGGCAAGAGGGACCAACUUGGACUCAAUUAUAUCAAUGUUGAAGGAGGUGAUUCCUCAAUUAUCUUCCCCUAUUGCCAUGUUCACAUACUACAACCCGAUUCUUAAGCGUGGAAUUGACAAAUUUAUGUCCACUGUGAAAGAUGUUGGUGUCAAAGGACUUGUUGUCCCAGACGUUCCUCUCGAGGAGACUGGACUUUUGAGAAUGGAAGCCGUCAAGAACAAUCUUGAGCUGGUGCUGCUCACAACACCUACUACUCCAAAAGAUCGAAUGAAAGCCAUUGUCGAGGCGUCAGAGGGAUUUGUCUAUCUUGUAAGUUCAGUUGGAGUUACUGGUGCCCGUGCCAACAUAAGUGAACGGGUUCAAAAUCUUUUGCAGGAAAUUAAAGAGGCAACAACUAAACCGGUAGCAGUUGGCUUUGGCAUAUCCAAACCUGAGCAUGUGGCACAGAUUGCUGGAUGGGGAGCUGAUGGGGUGAUUGUAGGCAGUGCAAUUGUGAAGCUGCUUGGUGAAGCAAAAUCUCCCGAGGAAGGGUUGAAGGAACUAGAGAUAUUCAUUAGAUCCUUAAAAUCUGCACUUCCUUAAACACAUCAUCAUUGUAUCAAACAAUGUGAUUUGUCCAAAUGGUCACCUUAAGCCCUUAUUACAAUCCUACAUCGGACGGGAUAGUAUGAGUUGCGUGACGUUAUAAGGAUGUGGAAAAGAUCCGUAUCAAUAAUUAUGAUUUUCUGUAUCGACAAUUAUUCAAUCUCUUUAUUGGCCACAAAGUAUAACUUGUAUAUUCGAUC
This is a messenger RNA of Tripterygium wilfordii, 1282 nucleotides long. Its product is annotated as tryptophan synthase alpha chain-like. Gene Ontology annotation, biological process: L-tryptophan biosynthetic process. Gene Ontology annotation, molecular function: tryptophan synthase activity. The record is from RefSeq and is a predicted model, not a curated record. The coding region runs from base 144 to 1079 and encodes 311 amino acids. NCBI's taxonomy places the organism in Eukaryota, Viridiplantae, Streptophyta, Magnoliopsida, Celastrales, Celastraceae. Gene Ontology annotation, cellular component: cytosol; chloroplast. The transcript is spliced from 9 exons.